UCAAGCUGCUGCUAGAUUGGGGGACGUCAGCGCCUAUUCCCCACGUUGUUUACAAGGGUUGCCCCGAAACGCAUGUACGAAAAAAAAAAUAUGCGCCCCGAUCACGUAGCAGGCUGACGUCCCAGGUGACGUAGUUUUGUACAUUACGUUGUGGAGCUGGUGAGCAGAGAAGUCUCAUCCCAAAGAAAUGGUGCAAACCAUGCUCUCCUGGUUUUGGCCAAGUUUUUCCUCAGUUGGGGAGGGGCUAGCAAUAGCAUUGUAUCCAGCUAAAUAGGGAACUACGCACUUGCUCCCAAAUUAAGUACAUCCAGGCUGCCAUCCAUCAACCAUGUCAUCUAGAUGGUCUGGCAGCUUUAAGUACCACAGCUUGUGCAGCUCUAAACGUGGCAAGCAUGGUGAUGGCAGCUGGGUGGGUCACAGAGAUGGCCGCAGCCGGUCACCACAUGCCUCGCAUGACAGAGCUCGGCUGGGGGAUGACGGCCAGUCGUCGGCCUCGGGGCGACGCCCCGCGGCCCAGCCGGAGUCGCGAGGCUUCAGCGAGUCCCGCGAGAGGGCGUACAUCACCGAGUACCUGGAUUCGGGCGAGUGCCUGCUGGCGCGUGGCUCGGAGGAGCACGCCGCCUUUUGGUCCUUCCAUGCCAUGUACGUGCGCAAGCUGACGUCGUCGGCCCGGUCCGCCGGUGCGGCGGACCGGGCCGGGUCGCCGGGACGCCGCGGGGACGACCCCUUCCCGCUGCCGCCGUACGACAUCGGGCACUGCAACCCGCUGCGGAUCCAGCGACCGAUCCGGGACAAGCGGGAUGCGCGCGAGUUGGAGCGGGAGGAGCGUGAACGGCGCGAGCCGGAGGCCAGGCGCGCCAAGCAGAUCCUCGCCGCUUACCUACAGUUCCUGCAGAAGCAGAAGUUCGCCAAGCUCAAGAAGUUGCGCGACGCCCAGAGAAACCUUCCGAUCUUUCAGCACAAGGACGAGAUCUUGUCGGCGAUCGGGGACAACCAGGUGGUGAUCGUGGCGGGGGACACCGGCUGCGGCAAGUCCACCCAGCUACCGCAGUACCUGAUCCAGGCCGGCUACAGCAGUGUAGCGUGCACGCAGCCGCGCAGGAUCGCGUGCAUCUCACUGUGCCAGCGAGUCAGCUUCGAGACCCUGCAGCAGCACGGAGAUCAGAUCGGAUAUCAGAUCCGCUUCGACAAGCGGCGCACAACGCAAACCAGAGUCGUCUUCAUGACUGAGGGCCUUCUGCUGCGACAGGUAACGGCUGACCCCCUGCUGAGCCAGUAUGACGUCAUCGUGCUGGACGAGGUGCACGAGCGCCACCUGCAGGGCGACUUUCUGCUGGGUGUGAUGAAGUGCCUGAUUCUACAGCGGCCCGGGCUCCGCAUGGUGCUCAUGUCGGCCACCAUCAACAUUCAGCUGUUUAGCGACUACUUCCACGGUCGGGCGCCGGUGAUUCAGAUACCAGGCCGGCUCUUCCCCAUCCAGCUGUUGUACCGACCCAUCUCUGUGGUGGAGGCGGUCUCCAGCGGUGCUCGGCUGAAUCCCGCGCCGUUUGUGCGCGUGCUCAGUCUGAUCGACGACAAGUACCCGGAGUCGGAGCGGGGCGACCUGCUGCUCUUCCUGAGCGGCGUGGCCGAAAUCACCACCGUGGUGGAGGCGUGCGCCGAGUACGCUAAGCGGAACGGCCGCUGGCUGGUGCUGCCCCUGCACAGCGGGCUCUCCGUCUCCGACCAGGACAAGGUGUUCGCUCUGGCUCCGGAGGGGUUGCGCAAGUGCAUCGUGUCCACCAACAUCGCGGAGACGUCCGUCACCAUCGAUGGCGUGCGCUUCGUGGUCGACUCGGGCAAGGUGAAGGAGAUGAGCUACGACAGUGUGACGCGCAUGCAGCGGCUCAAGGAGUUCUGGGUCAGCCAGGCGAGCGCCGAGCAGCGCAAGGGCCGUGCAGGCAGGACCGGGCCGGGCGUAUGCUUCCGCAUGUUCUCGGAGGACGAGUACGACAUGCUGGCGCCAUACUCGACGCCUGAGAUCCUACGCGUACCGCUCGAGAGCCUGGCGCUGCAGAUGGUGGCCAUGGGUCUGCCGGAUCCACGGCGCUUCCCGUUCCUGGACCGGCCGCCCGAGGACAGCCUGGAGGAUGCCAUCCGCUCACUGGUGCAGCAGGGGGCGCUGACGUCCGCCGAGGAGCUGACGCCGCUGGGCCAGAUGCUGAGCCAGCUGCCGGUGGCCGCAACCGUGGGCAAGAUGCUGGUGCUGGGCUCGGUGCUGCACCAAAUGGGGCCGACGCUGUCGGCGGCGGCCGCACUCAGUGUUCAGUCGCCGCUCACUAGCCGCGCCUUCCGCGACCCCGACUGUCUGGCUAAUCUGAAGCAACUACACUGCAGUCACGGGGACCCUCUGACCUUGCUGGAGGCGUUCGUGAGCUGGCUGCAGAUCAAGGUCAAGGGUCAGGUCAGGUCACGCACCUGGUGCUUGGAGCGCGGCAUAGAGGAGCAGCGGCUCUACGAGCUGACCAAGCUGCGGCGACAGUUCCUCACCAUCAUGGAGGACUCGCGCCUGCUGCCCAAGCCGGCCCGGCUGGUCAGCUCGGCUGAACGUGUGCGACGUCACGGCGAGCUGGCGCAGCUGCGCGCUGCGCGCCGGCAGCUGCAGCUGGCGCAGCCUCAUCAGCGGCGACUGCCGCGCGUCGGACGGCCUCCUGGCGACGACGAGCAUGCGGCCGACGACAUUUCAGACAUCGACUUCAAGAUGCGCACUGGCACGCGCGAACUACAAGAGCUGCUGAGGGCCAGUAAACUGGCGUCGCACCGAGACCAGACGCUGCUCAAGAUCAUCCUGUGCAGCGGCCUCUAUCCUAACUUCGCUCUGCCGGAUCUGCACAACACGUACAAGUCGGGCUCGGAUCUGGUGUUCCACUGUCCCAGCAAGCCGUUCGUCGUGCUGCACCCGAACUCGGUGCUGGCCUUCUCGCCGGAGGUGCUGCAGAUUGCCGACAGCGACGUGCGUGUGCCGACCGGACCGCGCCGGCAGCGGCACAGCGUCAUCAGCAACCGGCACCAGCUGCUGGCCUUCGUUUCGCUUCUGGAGACGACCAAACCAUAUGUGACGGGGGUGACCAGGGUGCCGGCUCUGCAGGCGGCUCUGCUCUUCAGCAACACCAUCGACACGGACGUCACCUUCAGCACCCUCUGCUGUGACCGCUGGGUGGAGUUCCUGGUGACGGACGCGUCGCAGGCGCAGCAGCUGGUGGCGCGUGCGGUCACACUGCGCCAGUGGUGGUCCCAGUUGCUGCAGGUCCGGCUCGCUAACCGCAGCUCGGAGCAGCUGCACGAGUCAGAGGAGGAGGCGACGCUGCGGACCCGGCUGGUGACCGCGCUCACCGAGUACCUACACACCGAUGUGUUUUAUUCGUACCGCCGCCUCCUACCCGCCGACCUAAGCGCCAUCUUUACGGGACGGCCGGAGGAGGCGUCCGGCUCCGCCCAGCUGCCGGGCUACCUCAGAUACGACAGCCUGGCCAGUGAGCAGGCCGUGUCGCUGGUCGACGAGCUGUGCCCGUUCUGCGAGCGGCUGCUCGGCGCACUGCCACUGCACAGGUUCGACCACUGGCGCCAGUGCAUCCUCGAGCCCAGGACGGCGUCCGGGCGGGAAGAACCGCAAUUGGAGCCUGUAGAAAACGGCGACAGUAAAACCGGGGGUUUCUUCUGCGAAACCUGCAAGGCCACUCUUGACCUGACGCCUGUGGAGAUUCUACGGCACCGGAGGAGUCACCGGACCCCUCUCCCCCUCCUUUCCUCCCUCCCUCCCUCCGUCCCCCGUGCACCGUAGUGGUGAGCAGUACAUCACUGUGAUUCUGUGUCUGCAUGACAUUGUUCCGUCUUCCGCUACGUGGUAUGCGCUUCCGUACCACCGUGUAUUUUUUUGUCAUUUGUAUUCGUGCUCUGCUAGUUCUGUCUGCGGUAUUGUUUGGCAUUGCCCUAAGCCGUGAUCAUCACUUAAAAUGCGACCUAUUUUGGGAAAAUGUUAUGCGUUGUCUGAUUGUUGUAUGGAAUGGCGUUCUGCUUACUCCUAUGGAGCUGAGUCAUGGGACUGGCAAUGGAGCCAAUACAAGAGUGUCAGAUU
Messenger RNA from Pollicipes pollicipes, 4114 nucleotides. Its product is annotated as putative ATP-dependent RNA helicase DHX34. Lineage: Eukaryota; Metazoa; Arthropoda; Thecostraca; Pollicipedomorpha; Pollicipedidae. Bases 329 to 3820 code for a protein of 1163 amino acids. The transcript has 20 exons. The record is from RefSeq and is a predicted model, not a curated record. Gene Ontology annotation, molecular function: ATP binding; RNA binding; helicase activity. Gene Ontology annotation, cellular component: intracellular anatomical structure.